Molecule: messenger RNA, 644 nt
Organism: Momordica charantia (bitter melon)
Lineage: Eukaryota; Viridiplantae; Streptophyta; Magnoliopsida; Cucurbitales; Cucurbitaceae
Product: glutathione S-transferase PARB
Biological process (GO): glutathione metabolic process
Cellular component (GO): cytoplasm
Molecular function (GO): glutathione binding; glutathione transferase activity
Source: RefSeq, a predicted model, not a curated record
UCUCUUGUUGGAAUCAAUGGCGAGCAGCAUCAAAGUCCACAGAAUCCCCAUUUCCACAGCCACCUGCAGGGUUCUAGCUUGUCUGUACGAGAAGGAGCUUCAAUUCCAGUUCGUUAAUGUCAAAAUGCACGAAGAGGAACAUAAGAAAGAGCCCUUCCUCUCACUCAAUCCGUUUGGUCAAAUUCCUGGGUUCCAAGAUGGAGAUUUCUCGCUUUUUGAAUCCAGGGCAAUCACGCAGUACAUCUCGACAACUUAUGCUACUAAUGGAACCCAAUUGAUUUCCCAAGACCCCAAGAAAAUGGUGGCCAUAUUAACGUGGGUUGAGGUGGAGAGCCACCAUUUGGACCAAGCAGCCAUGAAAGUGAUUUGGGAGCUCUGCUUAAAGCCAAUGUUGGGUUUGGGUGAGGCAGAUGCUGCUGUGGCUGAGAAAGGUGAAGCUGAGUUAGGCAAAGUUCUUGAUAUCUAUGAAAGAAGCUGCCUCAGUCCAAGUACUUGGCUGGUGAGUCCUUCACUUUGGCUGACCUGCACCAUCUCCCUACUUUAGACUACUUGAUGGGGACACGGUCCAAGAAACUGUUCGAAGCUCGCCCCCAUGUCAAUGCCUGGGUGGCUGAUAUCAUGGCCAGGCCAGCUUGGGCCAAGGU